AUGUGAACAGCCUCGCCGGACCCAGGAUGGAGCGAUUUGCGUCAGAUCAGCCCGACAACUUUACAGUUUUGUUGCUGUAUUUCCCUUGCCCUUCUCGGCUUACGAUUUGCUACCAACCACUGUACAUUGAAGCUUUUCAUGUGAUGUUGGAUCUUGUACUGGUGCACAGAUCCAAGCUGUGUACAUCACAAGAUUUUUCAUGCAGUAUGCGCAUAGGUGUCAUAACAAUACGUCUCCAAAUUUACUCACUGCAGUUGCAAAAAUCUCUGUAAGGUGGCAGCCAUUGCUGCUGCCACAGCUAGGUAGUGAGUGGUGGUGGUAGACUGGUAGUAGAAGUGGUAGUAAUCCUUUUGCCGGGGCAGGCAUGUGAGCUGACCGUGCAGCGGCAACUGCAUGCUGUCUUCCAGUUCAGUCUCCCUCUCCCUUACUAUAAAUCCUAACGCAUCACGAGGAGCGGCAGUGAGCAGUGAGGGAGAUGGGUCUUUGACGCUUUAGCCACAGAAGCGAAGCGAGCGGAUCAGGAGCUGCCAUGGACUGGUACUCGUGGCUGUCGAGGACGGGGCUGGCGCCGUCGCUGACGUACGAGUACGGGCUCCUCUUCAUCCGGAACGAGCUGGAGCCCUGUGACGCGACGCACUUCGACCACGACCUGCUCAAGAGCAUGGGCAUCGCCAUCGCCAAGCACCGGCUCGAGAUCCUCAAGCUGGCCAAGAAGCAGGGCGCCGCGGCGGAGGGCAAGGACGGCGCCGGCGACGCCUCGGCGGCCGCGCGGCUCGCGCGCAGGGCCAGGGGGUGCCUGACGCGGUGCGUGCGCCGGCUGGCCGGCGGGGGAAGGAGGGGCGCGUCGUCGGUCACCGUCGUGCCGAGGAUCUGCAGCGGCGACGACGCCGUCCACGUCGGCGCCGUGCAGAGGAAGAGCGCUGCCAAGAAGAUGAUGCUCAUGAUCACCGACGGUGGCGGCGGCGAGGGUUUGAGGGGCGGCGCGCGGCUGUCAGCGUCAUCGCAGAAGGCGAGCCUGAUGUUCCAUGACUGUUACCACGACGACGGCGACGAGGACGACAGCGGCGACGACGAGGAGGAACGGUGCUCACAGGACGGCACCGGAAGGGAGAUCAAGUGGGACUCCAUGUUUCAGGACCUGAAACCAACGUGAUGGUCAAGCUCAAUUACGUCCUCUUCGAUCUUGCGCUGCUGGUUUGGUGUUCUUGCGUAAUUUGUUCGUUUGCGGCUAGGCUGUUGUGGGAGAGAAUUUUUACAACUCUCUUGAAUGGUGCGUUGUGUGUCCUUCAGGAGAGAAGAACUGAAGAACAUGGGAAUGUACAUUUGGCAAUGUUCAGCUAAUAAUGUCCAACGCCAAUAUCGUUUGAUUCUGUCAAAGAACUAUAGUUUCUGAGAAAUUGAGGUUCAAGUUUGAGUGAGAGUGAAGGUUAAGUAUGCCCUCAUUGUUAGCAGUCAAUGGAAUUACAGAAUGGAGUGUAAAUGUGAG
Phragmites australis (common reed) is the source of this 1486-nucleotide messenger RNA. RefSeq lists its product as uncharacterized. Bases 530 to 1153 code for a protein of 207 amino acids. The transcript has a single exon. The record is from RefSeq and is a predicted model, not a curated record. Lineage: Eukaryota; Viridiplantae; Streptophyta; Magnoliopsida; Poales; Poaceae.